UCCAUGGCACGGUUAUUUCCGUAUUUGGGGCUGUCCCCAAAAUGACACUAUCAAACGGUUGCUCUUUAACUUAACAGCCGCAUGCGUCUCAGAAAAAAAAUGUUCUGAAAGGGCAUUUGCUUGGAAGAGUCUGACAUGGAAUGCUGCAGGUGGCAUGCUGGAUGCUUCCAGGAAGUAAUAAGCCUAUUGCAUGCCUUAGCUGGUGUGAUCGAAACUAUGUGCGCCAUCGUCUUCAGGGCGAGCCAGAUGACAGGCUUCGAGUGCGGAAUAAACAUUUUCCUUGGGAUAACGAAUAUUCCUCUAGGGUGCUUCAUGUUGAGCGCACUGAGGAAGAGAGAACACUGCCACUGUCCCAGGGAAUACGUUGUUCAGAACCGAUUGUCCCUGGCCAUUCUGUUUCACUCAGCGGUACUGAAUGGCAUCUGCUCCUCCGUACUUUUCUUCCAAGCGUCGGGCCAACCAGUCUUUCAAGACAUCACCCCCUUCUAUAUAAGAUGGAGGAGGUUCAUACAUCACCUGUCUGCAGUCUCAUAUAGCAUACCCAUGACCCUGACUCUGUUGUCAAUUGCCUGUAUGCUGGUGAUGUCAGGAGUCCCACUGCGGCACGUCCUCCCGAGGGAAGAAGACGUCAGCUUCCUACCGAACAACACUGUCAAGUUGGACAUAACAGACUUGAGCCUAUAUGGGUGGGUGUUUCAGACGCCGAGGUCAAGCAUGCCUUCCACCGGAAAAGGGAGCGUUGCUUACCAGCGACCACGAUACACAUUUUAUACGGGCGAUGCUGCCUCCGAUGUCAAAGAUGACACGCCCAUUCCGUCCACCUCCGGGGAGCCGCGACGUCCAAGGACAACAUCCCACGACCUGCUGACCAGGAUAACCGAUGUUCUUGAAGGGAGUCCUUUCAACUAUUCCACUUCCACUGAUGAAGGCACAAUUAUCGACAAAGCCGCUACCUCCCCUGCGAACGGUGACUUUGACGAUGACUUUGAUGAAGAGGACGACUCAAAAUUUCCAGAUGAAACUUUGCCGUCGGAGAGUGCUACAGCAGUGACAUCUGCAGCAUCUUCGGACGGCCAGCUGCCUCGGUCCCUGGACCUUCUUGUUGCCUUGGACAUGGACUCCCUAGUGAAUCUCUCUCAUUUAGAGCUGAUGGCGAGACAGUGUAGGACUUCUGCUACACUAAGGCGCAUCUGGAAGACCUCAGAAAGAAGAACAUCGCCACAAUGAAUCUAUCACGAAUGAUCACCGACCUCUAUUUAUCAACCAUAAUAAACGGGAAAACACCGUUGUCUGUGGA
Messenger RNA from Ornithodoros turicata, 1297 nucleotides. RefSeq lists its product as uncharacterized. The transcript is spliced from 9 exons. The record is from RefSeq and is a predicted model, not a curated record. Lineage: Eukaryota; Metazoa; Arthropoda; Arachnida; Ixodida; Argasidae. The coding region runs from base 136 to 1227 and encodes 363 amino acids.